AUGUCCGUCAACUUUGGACGCCGGUUAUAUGCUCAUUUUUGGGAAGCCAAUCCUUUCAAUGGCUGCAUACGAUCAACUCUUAUUACUGCCGAUCCGUCGAGGAAAGUCUGCGACUCACUUUUUGUCAACCGACGAUGGUCGACAUGCACAAAAUCGACCCAGAUCACUAAACGUUUUGCUUCUGGGGGCUUCUUUGUUUUCAUGUCCCCAAGCUCUGCAGCAGUUGACAAGAAUAGCGCGGCAUGCAUAAUACCCUUGAACAAGACAACAUUUCCAACUAUCUGGAAACGAGCACUAUAUUCUCCGAAAGACGGUCGAUACGCUUCUAAUAAUUCUCAACUACCCCCAAAUAACAAUUCCAAGCAUAAUGUUCAAAAUCAAGACAAACCCCAUCCGACGAUCUCCCAUGAUUCCAAGUCGCAAGAUCAACAUCCAUCGACAAAUCCUAAUUUUCAUUUCAUGGAUCGUCUUCCUCACAUGCCCCAUCUACAUAGACCUACUAAGGAAGAAUUGUUGUCUGCAGCAACAGGCUUUUGGUCGCGCUUGAAGGUCCGGUUCAAGUGGUUUUCCAUUCGAAGCGUGCGGCCUUUCAAUUUGGAUGAGAUCACAGCACUUUUCUCAUGGGUAAUUUUGGGACACGUUGUCUGGAUUGUGGUCGGAACUACAACUUUCUUCUCGAUUUUGAUAUUUGCCAUCAACACCGUGUUCGCGCAGGAAACGCUUGCCAGAUGGGUGGGAAACUAUCUCACCAAGUCAUCUGGUGUAAAGGUUGUCUUUGAAUCUGCCAUUGUGCCUAAAUGGAAAAAUGGUGUCAUUACAUUCAAAAAUGUCUUCGUUUCGAGGCGACCUGGUCAAGGCGCCGGGCAUGUCACCAAGGGCUCCUCAAAGACCGCUGCAGCUGCAGCUGCAGCCCGAGGUGAUCUUGAGUCUGAGGAUCCUGAAGAAGAAGAUACAAAUUACACGCAAUUUGAUGUCUCUAUUGAAACCGUCAAUGUCACCCUAUCCUUCACGAAAUGGUUCAAUGGAAAGGGCCCACUCCGGGAUGUUGAAGUGAAAGGAAUCAGAGGCGUCGUCGAUCGCCGGCAUGUUUUCUGGCCAGAGGAACUCUUGGAUCCCAAGUCUUACCGACAUGAACAUAACUCUGGUGACUUUGAAAUCGACUCGUUCAAGAUGCAUGAUGUUCUAGUAACGGUCUACCAACCUGACAACUUCAGACCCUUCUCCAUUAGCAUAUUCUCUUGUGAUCUGCCUCAGCUACGAAAGCAAUGGCUUUUCUAUGAUUUCCUCUCUGCAAACAUGAUGUCGGGUUCCUAUGACAACUCCCUAUUUACCAUCCACCCCCGUCAAUCCCACGGCUUCUCUGGGAACCGGUUAAAUGAAGAAUUGGACGAACAUGGCAAACCCAAUCCCUGGAAAAAGCACAGUAGGAUUCGGGUUGAUGGGCUUAAUAUUGAUCAUCUUAAUCGUGGUGUACAAGGGCCUUUCUCAUGGAUUCACGAAGGAACCGUCGACAUUGUGGCUGAUAUCAUGUUCCCUGCUGAGAAUGACGAGAGUCUGGCCAAGGUGAUGGCUGAUUUCUAUGACCGCUUAGAAGCCACCGUAACUUCGCAUCAGUCCUCGGAUUCUCCUCAGCAAGCCCAAAUGGAUUUUGGUAUUGUUUCAGACACUGACAAACGAUUCCUUGUCAUGGACCUACGUGUUAAUCUCAACAACGUCCGAGCCGUCGUCCCAAUUUUUACUCGAGAUCUUUCAUACAUCAACAACGCCUUGAUCCGACCAAUUGUCGCGUAUAUCAACUCGAAGCGUACAUUCAUUCCUAUCAACUGCCGUCUGGUGAAGCGCGUCAGUGAUUUUGAUGGUAGCUGGACCGUCUUCGACAGUAGUUUGAUGGAUGACUUGUCGGCUGCGACUUACGAUGCAUUUGCUCGAGAUGUUGUGGACGACCAAGCCCGCAUCAGACGAUUCAAAAAGGUUGGAUUUUGGUCUCUUCAGCUAGCUGCUCAAGCUAUUUUUAUGGGUAUGGCGGGUAACAUUGCAUGA
Penicillium taxi is the source of this 2040-nucleotide messenger RNA. RefSeq names its product mitochondrial distribution and morphology protein. The record is from RefSeq and is a predicted model, not a curated record. Gene Ontology annotation, biological process: mitochondrion inheritance. Bases 1 to 2040 code for a protein of 679 amino acids. Gene Ontology annotation, cellular component: mitochondrial inner membrane. NCBI's taxonomy places the organism in Eukaryota, Fungi, Ascomycota, Eurotiomycetes, Eurotiales, Aspergillaceae. The transcript has 3 exons.